AUAUAUCCCUCGUCUCUAGCUAUACACUUUGGUUUCAUUGACUAGUCGUUAAAACCCCCUCACUCUUAAAUUCACAUAAUACUCCAUUUCAUCAUCAGUUACCGUUUCACUUUCUCCUCCUUCAAGACUUGUUCUUCCUUUAAUUUCUCUCUUCUCUCUCUCUCUCUUUCCAUUUUUUCACAAUCACCCCUUUUAACUUUUUUCUCAAGAUUAUCAUAUAUAUCAUCACCCUUUUUCUUCUUCCUCACUCUCCAUGUUCAAAAAAUGGAAGGAAAAACUUCACAAAAAAUCAAGAAGUGUGUAGUCCACAGGACUGUCACUAGUACUAAACAUGAUCACAACAAGUUGACUACUCCUAAUAUGCCUAAAGUUGUUCGGAUUUGUUACACUGAUUGUGAUGCUACUGAUUCUUCAAGUGAUGAUGAUGAUGAUCAAGAGAGAAAUCGAGUAAAAAAAUAUGUUACAGAGAUUAGAUAUGACAAAAAAGUGUCUUGUGAUGUGAAGAAAUCGUCUAAUUUGAGUAAGAAGAAAAAGAAGAUGAUGAUUUUGAAGAAAGACGAAAAUGUUAAGAAAUAUCGCGGUGUUAGGCAAAGGCCAUGGGGAAAAUGGGCUGCAGAGAUUCGAGAUCCGGUUACAAAGACUCGAAUUUGGUUAGGUACUUUUGAAACCGCUGAAGAUGCUGCUUUGGGUUAUGAUCGAGCUGCUAUUCAAAUACGUGGGCCCGAUGCUUUGACUAAUAUUAUUAAGCCGCCCUUGAAAAAAGAGAGUAUUGUUACUUCAGUUUCGGACUAUGAUUCACCAGCGGAAUCUGAAAACCUCAGUUCUCCUACCUCUGUUUUGAGGCACGAUAAUAAUAAUAAUAAUAAUAUUGGUGUUGGUGGUGCUAAUAUUGUUAAGGAAGAAAUGAAGGAUGAUAGGAAAAGAGUGGAAUUUGUUAUGCAAAAUGAUGAAAAUGGGAUUUUCUUAGAUGAUAAUUUGCCAUUAAUGGAUCAGUGUUUCCUUAAGGAUUUCUUUGAUUUUCGGUCUCCUUCUCCGUUAAUGGAUGAUUUAUUAUUGCCAGUAUUUUGUGAUGAAAUGGACUUAUUACCAGAAGUGAACUUUUAUGGAAAUGAAGAUUUGGAUGAAGAUUUGGAGUCAUGUACGUGGGAUGUGAAUGAUUUCUUGGAAGACUUUUGCUAAUUGCCAUGGAGAAUUAUGGAAGUGGGAAUAGAAAGUAAAUAUAUUAAGUAUUUUUUUUCCUUUCGGGUGAGUAAUUAGAAUAUUUUUGAAGCUUUCUUUGCUUUUAUUUCCAAGAACAUGUAAGGAAAGUUUUUAGUGGAAAUUCUUGGUGCAUAACUAUGAUUUGGUUCAAGUACUAUGUUUUUUUUUCGUCUUCGUCAAUUGUGUAAAGUAAUUUGAUGUUUAGUCUUCGUCAAUCGUGUCAAAGGAGUGAGUCCGUGCAAGUAUGCUAAGUUAUUGAGUGGUAUUUUUAUAUGUUACUUUAUUUAUAAAAGUUUUUUGUUUGUUUCUA
Lycium ferocissimum is the source of this 1510-nucleotide messenger RNA. RefSeq names its product pathogenesis-related genes transcriptional activator PTI6-like. Bases 265 to 1179 code for a protein of 304 amino acids. Gene Ontology annotation, biological process: regulation of DNA-templated transcription. Gene Ontology annotation, molecular function: DNA-binding transcription factor activity; DNA binding. The transcript has a single exon. Lineage: Eukaryota; Viridiplantae; Streptophyta; Magnoliopsida; Solanales; Solanaceae. The record is from RefSeq and is a predicted model, not a curated record.